GCGAAGCAGACGCUCAGCAGUGGGAUGGAUCCUGACUACUAAAGAGCAACGGAGAGAGAGGAGGGGUGGCAGGCAGCCGGCAGAGGUGCAUAAAUCCUCAUUUCCAGAUCUGGAGGAAGAAACGUACGCUGUCCGGGGCGAGACCACCACGUUGGCUUUCCAAAACAUCAAGAGGCAGCGCUCCCCGCGGCUUGCCGCACAUUCAGGAGAGACGAGGAACCCGGCUGAGGCUGUCAAAAGCAGAGGUGGGCUGGGAGGAGGUCUAUGACCCUUGAUUUUCACCAGGGGAGUGGCGCAGGGGGACGUAGCUGGCGACGAGCAACAGACGCUCGGCUCUUGUAAUCUUCCCAUUCACUAAUUCAUUCCAUGCCAUUGUCAUAGCGAUGUAAAGCCAUUCUGUGCCGACCGAAGGAGGCACGCUCCAAUCAGCGAGAUCUUCCAUUUCUAUCAGUGUCUCUUGGUUUCCCUUCACUUCUUUGUGCUCUGUCCCUCAGAAACCGGACGGCGUCACUCCUGUCUUUUCAUGUGACUUGGUCUUUCUGGAGCUGUCAUUGUGUUUGGUUCUGCAUGGAAUGACAGCUGCUUUUUUAGAGACGGCGGACGAGGUCGCAGAUGGAGUGAGGACUGGAAAGCUCCUUGAGAAAUCGUAAAGAACCUCUUCAAAGACUUGCUGCUUUCUCAAGCGUUUAGACUUGCUUCAUUGCACACUUUCGAUCUCACCGGUUAUCGCUGGAUACCAAUGACAGCCAUGAAGGGAGACUCCGAAGACAGCAUCGAAAGCGUGAGGCCGUCCAGCCUGCAAGUUUUCGCCAACUCCUCCACGCUACAUGGCAUGAGCCACAUUUUCGCCUAUGGCCACAUGACGUUCCGUCGCUUUCUGUGGACGCUGUCCUUCAUGGGCUCUCUGGGUCUCCUGAUGUUUGUGUGCAUGGACCGGGUGUACUACUACUUCGAGUUCCCUCACGUCACCAAACUUGAUGAGGUGGCAGCGCCCAACCUCACCUUUCCGGCCAUCACCUUCUGCAACCUCAACGAGUUUCGUUUCUCGAAGAUCACGAAGAACGAUCUGUACCACGUCGGGGAGCUGUUGGCAUUGCUCAAUGAGAACUAUCAGAUCGCUAACCCUCACCUGGCCGAGCCGGAAGUCCUCGCUUUGUUGAAGGAGAAGGGUAAUUUUGUCAACUUCAAGCCUAAGCAGUUCAACAUGACGGAUUUCUACAACCGCACUGGUCAUGAUAUCAACGAAAUGCUCUUGCAGUGCACCUUCAGAGGGGAGGAUUGCUUCCCUGUAAACUUCACCACUAUUUACACAAGAUAUGGGAAAUGUUACACGUUCAACUCUGGUCUGGAUGGAAACCCCUUGUUGACGACUUUAAAAGGCGGAACAGGAAACGGGCUGGAAAUCAUGCUGGAUAUCCAACAGGAUGAGUACUUACCAGUUUGGGGUGACACAGACGAAACCUCGUACGAGGCGGGCAUCAAAGUUCAGAUCCACAGCCAGGAUGAGCCGCCCUUCAUAGAUCAGCUGGGAUUUGGUGUGGCCCCUGGUUUUCAGACUUUUGUGUCUUGUCAGCAGCAACUGCUCCAGUAUCUUCCUCCGCCAUGGGGCGACUGCAGAUCCGAACCGAUGGACUCUGAAUACUUCUCCACUUACAGCAUCACGGCCUGUCGCAUCGACUGCGAGACGCGUUACCUGCUCGAAAACUGCAACUGCAGAAUGGUGCACAUGCCAGGCACCUCUACUGUUUGUACACCCGAACAGUACAAAGACUGUGCCGAUCCAGCUUUAGAUUUUCUAGUGGAGAAGGACAAUGAUUACUGCGUCUGCGAUACGCCGUGCAACAUGACUCGAUACGGUAAAGAGCUGUCCAUGGUGAAAAUACCCAGCAAAGCUUCCGCAAAAUACCUCGCCAAGAAGUUCAACAAAACAGAGCAGUAUAUUGCGGACAACAUAUUGGUGCUGGAUAUCUUUUUUGAGGCUCUGAACUAUGAGAAAAUUGAACAAAAGAAAGCAUAUGAAGUGGCUGGAUUACUUGGUGAUAUCGGUGGUCAGAUGGGACUGUUUAUAGGAGCCAGUGUCUUGACAAUAUUGGAGAUAUUUGAUUAUUUGUACGAGGUUUUUAAGGACAAAGUGCUAGGACAUUUUCUACGCAAGAGACGGCCACAUCGGAGCGCUAGUGACAAUCUGGAUUUCCCCGAGAAUCCCACCAGCCCUGGUGUCACGCCUAACCAUGUCCCCAGCUUUCAAGAUGGAGAUGAUGUUUUGCAGAAGUUCAGAGCACAUGCGACACACUCCGGAGUCACUCGGACAGUCUCGGAUUCGCGCCGAACGUGCUACCUAGUCACCCGGCUAUAGGCAACUUCGAGGAGUUCGCUUGUUGAUGACGCAAGCGACCGGAUGGUUUAGGAUUUGACGGAAAACUGUGAAAUAUAUAUCAGAUAGACUCCAAAAGAAGUGUAAGUCCACGAAAAUGUACAUGUUAAUAGUUCAAACACAAAAAAAAAAACACCACCACC
Molecule: messenger RNA, 2517 nt
Organism: Labeo rohita (rohu)
Lineage: Eukaryota; Metazoa; Chordata; Actinopteri; Cypriniformes; Cyprinidae
Gene: asic1c
Product: acid-sensing (proton-gated) ion channel 1c
Exons: 12
Coding region: 740-2356 (538 amino acids)
Biological process (GO): sodium ion transmembrane transport
Cellular component (GO): membrane
Source: RefSeq, a predicted model, not a curated record